GCGGCCUGUGGGAGGGGGCUCGGGUCACUAGCGCUCAUGGCUCCCUGUGUGCGUGGCACAACCGUGCGGGGGACAGGACACGGCUAGAGAUUCCCUUCAAUGGAUAUUGACUUGGAUUAUGAGCGACCUAACAUCGAGACCAUAAAGUGUGUGGUGGUUGGAGAUAACGCUGUGGGGAAAACACGACUUAUCUGUGCCCGUGCAUGCAAUGCCACCCUCACCCAGUACCAGCUGCUUGCCACCCAUGUGCCUACUGUCUGGGCAAUUGACCAAUACAGAGUGUGCCAAGAGGUUCUUGAGCGGUCUCGCGAUGUGGUAGAUGAGGUCAGCGUGUCCCUGCGUCUUUGGGACACAUUUGGAGAUCACCACAAGGACAGACGCUUUGCCUAUGGCAGGUCUGAUGUGGUUGUCCUAUGCUUCUCACUGGCUAAUCCCUACUCUCUGCGGCAUGUGACAAGCAUGUGGUAUCCUGAGAUUAAGCACUUCUGUCCUCGAACUCCUGUGAUUCUUGUUGGGUGCCAACUGGACCUGCGAUAUGCUGACCUGGACGCUGUAAAUCGAGCGCGACGUCCUCUGGCAAAGCCCAUAAAACCCACAGACAUCCUCUCUCCAGAACCGGGACAUGAAGUGGCCAAGGAGCUGGGCGUACCCUACUAUGAGACCAGUGUGGUGGCACAUUUUGGAGUGAAGGAUGUCUUUGACAAUGCUAUUAGGGCUGCUCUCAUCUCGAGGCGACACUUACAGUUUUGGAAGUCCCACCUGAAGAAGGUUCAGCGCCCCCUGCUUCAGGCUCCUUUUCUGCCGCCCAAGCCACCUCCACCAAUCAUACAUGUAAUGGAUCAUCCUCACAGCACUGACAGAGGUCCUGCUGCCCUCUUCUCCACUCCACUUUGCUCAGAUGUAGUUUUCCUCUUGCAGGGUGGGCAGAACGUCUUUGCACAUAAAGUCUACCUGGCUACAGCAUGCUCCAAAUUUUAUGAUCUCUUCAAUUUGGAACUAAGACCAUUGUUUGGAGAUCAUCAGAGAGAGAACCACCAUUGUGACCACUAUAAAUCUCAAAAAAGCAGCAGAUCACGGGACGUAUAUUCAAAAACUAACUUUCUGGAUGGAGAUGCUUUAUUUAGAGUUUCUCUACAAAACCCCAGGCAUUACUUUAGUGACCCUGAAAUGGGGUGUACAUCAUGCAGUUCCUUGGGGUGGGGAAGAAGUCUGACUGGGUGGGGCAGAGGGUUUAUCAGUAUGCAUAUUAAUAUGUUUGAAGAUCCCCUUACCCAGAAGGAAAGGCCAAUGCUGGUAGUGGAGAUGGAGGCUUUGGUCCAGAUUGAACCACUAAGGGCAGUUUUGGAGUAUCUUUACACAGGCCACUUAGACCAGAGCCGAGCUGACCUCAUGCAAGUGGCAACAAUAGCUGAAGCACUUGAGGUGUUUGACCUUAGGAUGAUGGUUUCUAACCUUCUGAAUAAAGAGGGCUUUAUGAAUCAGGAAAUAACCAAAGCCUUUCACGUCCGCCAAUCAAAUCGAAUCAAAGAGUGCCUAAGCAGAGGGAUGUUCUCUGAUGUAGUGUUCAAAGUAGAUGAUGGUUCAGUGCCUGCCCACAAGCCCUUGCUAAUCGCCAGCUGUGAUUGGAUGGUUGCAAUGUUUCGAGGGUCUUUCCGGGAAAGCUUUGAUCAGGAGGUGUCACUGCCUUGCACCAUGUCUUCCUGCCUGCGCGCCGUGCUAGAGUACCUGUACUUGGGCCACUUCUCACCAGGAUCUGACUUGGACUGUAUGGAACUUCUGGCUCUGACCAACAGGCUCUGUCUGCCCCACCUGCAGGCCAUGACUGAACAACAUGCUGUGGAUGAACUUCUCAACACCUUUGUGCAGGGGGCUGAUAUUGAUGGAGAGGUUCUGCAUUACUUGCAGAUGGCGCAGUUCCAUAAUGCCAAGCAGCUGGCAGACUGGUGUCUUCAUUAUAUCUGCACCAACUACAACACAGUGUGCCGCAAGUUCCCUCGUGAGAUGAAGUACAUGACACCAGAAAACAAGAGUCACUUUGAGCGUUUCCGCUGGCCACCCGUGUGGUAUCUGAAGGAGGAAGAUCGCUAUCUGCGAUGUAAGAAGGAACGAGAGCGAGAGGAAGAGCUUUUGCGCAAGCAGCACAGUAAAAGCAAGUGGUGUUUUUGGCACUCAUCUGUAUCCUGAGCCCAGCACUUGUCUGUAGGUGCCUUCCUCUGUCUUCUGUUGCCUGGCUCUGUGCUGCCAGAAGAUGGGCCUAGAUCCUGGCUGAGUUUGAUUACAGAUUAAGAUACUCAGUAUUAUUCAGUGCUCAGUGAUUAUCCCUCACUUUGUGGUUGCCUGAUAUCCUGAGGAUUGUGUUAAAUUGCACUAAUCGGCUGCAGUUUGCUGUGCUGCUCUGGCACUUACUGGGUGAUAUGGUUACAUUAUACUAUUGUGUGCACGUUCUAGCUCAUUCUACUGCUUUAGGCUGGUGACGGACACUUAGCAAUGUUUGCAUGCCUACCUGGUGGUGGGGGGAGGGGGUUGUUAAAGGAAGACUGUGCCAGUAACAGGGAGUGCAACUGUCAAGGGUCAGUAUGGGUACAAAAUCAUCUGGGGUGUCUACUAACAAGGCAAACAGAACAUAUUACCAGCCACAGAGGAAACUACUGUGGCCUUUUACAUAGAGACAUCAGUUGUUAAUCUAGAGCAAAUUCACAAAGAAUGAGAGGUCUCACCUUAGUGAAUCAGAACCAUUAGAUAACAUAGGAAGUAAAGCACAACCUGUAGAUUUUCAUACAGUGAGUGAGCUUAUGGGUUUAUGGUCUCUGUGUAUAGAAUAUUAACUACAUGCACAUUAUUAAGAUUUGUUAGGUUAUAGGAAUACCUUGCACCAUUAUACAUAACAAUGUAACUGACCUUCAUAAUUGGUUUAUGGGGUACACACCAUAGAUCCUGAAAACUGACGCACUAGAGAAGUGUUGGAGAGAAAGCCAAUUACCGGAAUAAUCCCCAAUAUCUUCAUGCAGGAAAUAGUAAAGAAAGUGAUGAUUACAAAGGAAAAACAGACGUAUUUUUCAUCUGGAUUAGAGGUUAAUAGCUCUGUAACCUAGAGUUGUUUUAUUCACCCGACACCACCUGACACCGAGCGCUAAAUGUAUCUCAUAGCGGUGAGCAGUGACACCGUCAGCCCCUCUACAGAAGUAGUAGUAGUAAUAGGCACGUGCUGUGUGUGCGCUUUGUUCCCUUCUCGUUAUACUAUAUAGUAUGAUAAUUUCACAGGUCCCUGGAAGUGCCAACAAGCUGGAGGAAUGGGACACUUCAUCCAUUUAAUAGGACAACAAUAUCACUUUCACUCCGUAAGUAAUACGAGUUAAGUAGGAAAAGGAACCCCAAAUAAGGUACCGGUGCUGCCCCUUUAAAUUAAACUGUGAAAUAAGGAAAGAAAGAAAGAAUAAGGGGCUAAUAGCACUCACACCUACCUAUGAAGUAUACACAUAAAAUGAAACUUUAAUUGGAAUAGAUUAAAAUCAGAGAAGACUCUGUACUCAACGCACUAAACCCAUACCCCAUAAAAAGCCGUUUGUCACUCCCCUGUUUCCUGGCCGAUAUCAGGAAGUGUUGGCUUUAUAUGUCAGGAGUGACAAUUACGGUUAAAUGUACAACAGACGCGUUUCGGACGUUCCGCGGCCUUUCUCAAUGUUGUGGAAAUAGUGUAAAAUGAACCAUUCAUUUUACACUAUUUCCACAACUGUUAUUGGCCAGGAAACAGGGGAGUGACAUACAGCUUUUUAUGGGGUAAUGGGUUUAGUGUAUACUUCAUAGGUAGGUGUGAGUGCUAUUAGCCCCUUAUUCUUUCUUUUCUUAUUUCACACUUCAUCCAUUUGCAUGGCCAUUAUCAUUUCUUAUGCCAUUAGGUAGUAUGUAUGUUGGGGUUUCAGCUUUGCUUUGUGACCUGUACACUGGGACUUUACCUUUUAAAGGAUAUUUUCUUAAACAGUCUUUUUCUUUGGUUCUCGUUGCUGAGAUUCUUACACAGAGCUGUGCAUUCAUUAUAGCAGUUAGCCAGUGUCUGCAUCAUUAAUCAGAGCACUUGCUUCAUUUUAUAUAAGUGACUAUGGAUACAGAUACUGAGCUUGCUGUGUUUUCAUUGUAUUUUAUUAUUUCUUCCCACUCGUGUAUCGUUUUAUAGUAUGAUUUUGGUCCUCUUCUUCCUCAGAGCAGGGUAAAAACCACCCUGACAUAGGAUGGACAUUUGCUAUACGGAUCAAAAUGUAAUCAAGGAUUUACUUCCCCCCCAAAAUAACAAACUCUUCUGCCAGAGCAGAUCUGACACCAUCUUACCCCCAUGAUGCUGUGGGUCCUGAAUAUUCAGUUUUCCCUCUGUUGACAGUUUGACUCAGGCCAUAGUUAUGUUUCUGUUUGAGGUUUAUUCUAGCUGCAUGAUUCAGGAGAGUUUACUUAAUAUUUAUUGAUUGGUUUGUUGUAUAUGUGUGCCCCAGCAGUUGUAAAUGCUUUUUUGUUUCUUAGCUUUGAGUGCCGUUCUAAGUUUGCUUGUUACCAUUUUUAUAUGAGAGUGAAUAAUGCAGGUUAUUCUCCUCUUAUACCGAGCAAGAGAGGUUCAUUACUAAAGGGACAGUUUAGACCAAAUGCUUAAUCUUUAUUACUUAUUGUUACAUACCAGACAAGCAUUUUGCAAAGAAGUACAUAAAACUUUUAAAUAAUGAUAGUUUGUUAGCAGCCGAAAAUGGCCGCCAAACUAAGUCACCAAGUCCUCUCUUAUGGUGAAUUAUGUUUUCUUUAACAUUGUUGCUGUAUCCUUGGUCAGAUACUUAGCUGGUUCAGUGGACCAGUUGUGCAACUACAGCGUCUCCCUAACACAAUGCCUGUGUGUCAGUAUGUUUCAUGGACAGCUUUAGGUCAUGCAGAUGGUUCUUUGUAAGACCAGCAUUUUUUCCUGGCUUUGACUUUCAUUCAUCACUUUGGCACUGAACUUACAGCUAUAACACUAGGAUGGUGCGGCAGGAACAAGCUUUACACUUAGCAUUACAGAUUGUUAAAUAAAAAUUGGGAACUAGAAAUAUUUAUUUGUUAUUUGGCUCCUAGUUACAAUUUAGCAUUACAGAUGUUUGAUAUAUAUUAUAAUAGAUGAAGGACUACCCUGACACAUUUAUUUUCUAGCCUAGGAUAAUUUCUCCAGUCAAUAUUUUCAUUUUUGUGAAAAGAGAAUGAAGAGCUGAUUGUAGACCUAGAAGGAGAGCAGCAGUUAUGUAUUUGUAUUGUGCUUCCUGGAGUAUGGAAAUGUCUUCAGGGCAUCUUUACUUAAGUAUGAGUUGGAUCCUACAAACUUUCAUGAGAGUUUUUUUUGCACCAUAUACCCUACUAGUUCCUCAAUGUAUCAUUAUCACAUGGGUGUGACAUUGGUUUCAGUAUUACUUUAGGGUAGUGUAUAAAGAUACUCCUAAUCAUUAUAUAGAAUGCUUUGUACAGACAGACACUCUAUGGCAUUCAGAUAGCAGGUGCCAAUCUUCCCUUUGUAUUAUGGUGUCCAUCAUACGACUGCACCCUUUACACCUUAAGCCUCCACAGCAAGUCCCUGUUAUUUUGUGGUGUAACCUUGUAGUUUAGUUACAAAAACAGCCACAGUCUCUAGCCAAGCCACUCACCUCAGUUGCUAAUGUUUACAGCACAACUUUAUCCCAAAUCAAACCUUAUAACCUUUUGGUGCCUUUUUAACAGUAUUUUGAGCUAAAUUAGAGGUCUUAUCCCAAUUAACAGUGUUAACGCAGAAACAAAAAGCUAGGAAACCUUCUGUGGCCAAGCUUGGGUUCUCCAGCAUUUUCCCUCCUACCCAAGGAAAUGUGACUGCCUUGUAUUGGAGUAGCUUUUCAGGGCAAUGGCACACCUGAAAAUGGCAAAAGUAUUAUGAGACUAUGGGGCAAGCCCUAUGUACAUGCAGAUCAUAGGGGGGUAGUGUUUGCUGGAGAGACUUGCAGGGUCCUUGGGAAUUCCACACGGAAGGUGUUCCUACAUCCAAGGGCUGUUUGUAAUAAAGAUUUUGUAAACUGAUAUAACAUUUGUAUACUUCAGCUGUGUGUACUACAGCCACUGACUUGUUUGUUUAAUAAAUCUUUUGUAUGAGCA
Bombina bombina (fire-bellied toad) is the source of this 6123-nucleotide messenger RNA. Its product is annotated as rho-related BTB domain-containing protein 2. NCBI's taxonomy places the organism in Eukaryota, Metazoa, Chordata, Amphibia, Anura, Bombinatoridae. Gene Ontology annotation, biological process: small GTPase-mediated signal transduction; regulation of proteolysis; proteasome-mediated ubiquitin-dependent protein catabolic process. The coding region runs from base 100 to 2184 and encodes 694 amino acids. Gene Ontology annotation, molecular function: ubiquitin protein ligase binding; GTP binding; GTPase activity. Gene Ontology annotation, cellular component: cytoplasm. The record is from RefSeq and is a predicted model, not a curated record. The transcript has 10 exons.